Messenger RNA from Toxotes jaculatrix (banded archerfish), 807 nucleotides. It is a transcript of the gene atp6v1f, whose product is annotated as ATPase H+ transporting V1 subunit F. Lineage: Eukaryota; Metazoa; Chordata; Actinopteri; Toxotidae. The coding region runs from base 96 to 455 and encodes 119 amino acids. Gene Ontology annotation, cellular component: proton-transporting V-type ATPase, V1 domain; membrane. Gene Ontology annotation, biological process: proton transmembrane transport. The record is from RefSeq and is a predicted model, not a curated record. The transcript has 2 exons. Gene Ontology annotation, molecular function: proton-transporting ATPase activity, rotational mechanism.
CUGACUCUCUCACAUGACCCGUACGAUCUGUCAGUCAAAGAAGCUAAAUUAUUUGAUCCUUUCUCGGUUUAAUCGUAGUAUUUGAACGCUCCGGGAUGGCCGGCCGCGGGAAACUGAUCGCCGUUAUCGGUGAUGAGGACACGUGCACCGGCUUCCUGCUCGGUGGGAUCGGUGAACUCAACAAGAACCGAAAACCGAAUUUCUUGGUGGUGGAGAAGGACACGAGCAUCACAGAGAUCGAGGAGACCUUCAAGAGCUUCUUGGCUCGUAACGACAUCGGCAUCAUCCUGAUUAACCAGUUUAUCGCUGAGAUGAUCCGUCACGCCAUCGACGCCCACAUGCAGUCGAUUCCAGCGGUGCUGGAGAUCCCGUCCAAAGAGCAUCCGUACGAUGCGUCCAAGGACUCCAUCCUGCGCCGAGCCAAGGGCAUGUUCUCCGCCGACGACUUCCGAUAAAAAACAAACUGUUCAAACACAUAUCACGUCUGCACCGUGUGUGAUGAAUAGAAACGUCCCUGACGCGUUGUUUUCCUGCACAGUGAUGGUGGAGUGUGUAUCAGUAAUUGAUCAUCUGUACGCUUUCAUUCCUCUCUGCAUCGUUGUGUUGUUGUGUUGUUGUCAUUGUGCUUGAAUUUUCAGUAAAAACAGUUUUCAGGAAGAAGAAGAGGAAGUUUCAGUUUUCAUGUGACUGAGUCUGACAAACAUCUUCCUUCCUCUGCUGGAAAUGGCUUGUGGUGGAAGCAGUGACAAGUCUGUGUUUCUUCAAAUGUUUAACAUGUUGGAAAAUAAAUGAUCCUGUUGGUGUGAA